CGCCGUUUUCCCGUCUCACUGUUGCCACAUCGUUUGCUGCUCCGCUGUCUGUAUGUCGGAAACCGUAUUAUGCACAAAAUAACGUCAACCUUUAGUGUGACUGUUCGUGGACAGAAUAUGAUAUUAUUUCCGCCUACAUUUCGGCAAAUGGUGGUUAUUUAAAAUUGACACGUUUUUAAACCGGAGUCGGGCGGUGGGAAAUGAUAUCCUGUGACUGUCAUGUCGGCGUCUUCACAGAAGGGCGAAUGAAACACAAUCUGGAGCUCGAGAGUGAAGGACAAACCAUGCAUCUUUAUUUCCGUUGACGAGGACGAGCAUCUCAACAUCGAAAUCAAAACCGAGUUUUAUUUUUUUAGCGAUAUAUCUAUUUAAAGAACGUUAGAAAGGGCAUAUAAAAUAGUUCAACUUUCAGAUUUAGUGUAUUGACUGCAAUUAAAGGCGUCAUCUUAUCUAUGAUAAAAAGUGACAUGAAACUGUUAUAAUUUCUAAUUAUAUUUUUGAAUAUAGAUACUUCCUUAUUUUUUUAAAUGUCUUAUUUUCCAUUGCUGGGCACUGGAGAAGAAUAUAAAUUUAGGAACUUUAUAUGCCGUGAAAUUUUCACUUUGGCUCUUGUCACAAACUACUGUAGAUUAUUAUUUAAUUGAAGAUUUAUAAUGUUGGAUUCAAAGAUGAAGGAUGUGUGUCGCAUCUGUGCAAGAGAGCUGUAUGGUAACCAGCGCCGAUGGAUCUUCCACCCAACGGCCAAGCUGAGUCUGCAGGUGCUGCUGUCCUACGCAUUGGGCAGGGAAAUGACCCGAGAUGGCAGGGGAGAGUUUGCUUGCAGCAAGUGUGCCUUCAUGCUGGACCGAAUGUACCGCUUCGAUACUGUGAUCGCCAGGGUGGAAGCAUUGUCCAUUGAAAGGAUGCAGAAGCUCUUGUUGGAGAAAGACAGGCUUAGGCAGUGCAUUGGUGGACUGUACCGCAAAAACAAUGCAGAUGACUCUGGAGUGGAUAGCGGUGCUGCAGACUCUUCUGUAUUUGACUUCUCUAGACUAGCUGAAGCUGAAUACAACGCUCUAUUACAGGAUGAUCUGGCAUACUCUGUUUAUGAGUCCUGGGCUGAGCAUGGCGGCACUCAGGAGCAGGUUCAAGACCAUCAAUGCCUUGUUCAUCAGUGCCAUGCGGCAGCAGAUGCCACUUUAGGUCCACGUCCCAGGAAGUGCAAAGGGUGCGCUGCACUGCGAGUGGCAGAUUCAGAUUACGAGGCUGUCUGCAAGGUUCCCAGGAAAGUGGGUCGGAGCACUUCCUGCGGGCCCACCACACGUUACUCCAAUAGUGUUCAGGACAGUGCUGAAGAAACCAUCCCAUCCACUCCUCCACCAGACACGGAACCUGACAAAAACAAUCAAUCUCGCCAACCCAGUGAUUCAGAGCCUGUCUUUGUGAGUCCUGCCUCCUCUGUGGAGUCUUUGGACACUGCUGUAGAUGUCACCCAAGAGUCUUAUCCAAAAACCCAUCCUAACACCGUGCAGAGAGAGUCUGAAGAGGAACAAUCUGCCAUCAAGAUGCCUAGUUCUGUUUGUGGAAUUGAUAUGGCCCUCAGCUUGCUUAAAAGCUUUGAAUAUCACCCUCUUCAGAGUCACAGAGGUAGUCGAAUUCCUGUGCUCCUCAAACGUAUAUCUACACCCAUGGGAAGUUCUUACCCUCUGCUACAGGUGCCUUCCAUUGGGAUAGAGUGUCCAAUUUCUCCACAUCUUCCAUAUGCUCCUUCCAGUAUCCAGCAGGAGCUUCAGCUUGAGUUGGCAGAAAUGGAAGAGCUGUGGUUGGAUGAUUAUGUGCAGUGCAAGCCAUUGGGCCUUCAGAAGAGGUUGAUUGAGGAGCAGCAGUGUCAACUGGCAGAAUAUGAGAACGCAGCGGGUCAGUGUGUCCAGUCUCUCCAGACCAAGAUCCGAGACAGCGAGGGCAGUAAUAAGAAGUUACAGCAGAGGCUUGGGGACAUGGAAAGUGAACUACGCUCUCUCAGAGAAGCAGCAUGUGGUCAGGAGAGAAAUAUACAGACCUUGAGUGACUCACUCAACACUAAAGACUGUGAGAUUACUGAUCUCCACCAGCUCAUUAAAGAGCAUAAGGAACUUCUGCACUCUCUGACGCAACAGAACAACCAUUACCAGCUUCAGCUGCAGCAGGUGUCUGGAGUGGCUCCGAGUCGUCUGCAGGCUGAUCUGUUGGACCUCCAGGGCUCUCUGUUUUUAGCCCAGUUGGAGCUGCAGGGCCUUCAAAGAGUACAGCAACAUGGCCAGAGGCGAGAAGAAGACCUGGCUCAUGCAAACCAGCGCCUACAGGCUGACCUGCAGAGAGCCCUGCAACAUCACCAGGAGGCAGAAAAGCACAACCAGGAUCUACAGGCUGCUCUAGAGAAGGCUCGCUUUGAGGUACAACAAAUGGAGGAGAAAUGGAGAAACGAAUGUAAACAGAGGGAGAAAGAGGUUAAAGAGAGAAAGAGGACCAUUCGGGAUCUGAAGACCUCACUAGAGCACAAAAAACGUCUGAUAGAAGACUACAGUGAGCCAGUGGAUAGUCAGAAAGAGCAUGCUGGGAGUAGAGACAACCUCAUCCACAAGCUAAAACAUCGCAUUCAGGAAAGAGACCGAGCACUGGAGAGAGCGAUAGAUGAUAAGUUCAUGUGCAUGGAACAGAAGGAAGACGAGGUGCGUAAACUGCAACUGCUGCUGAGAGAGAAAGAGAGAGACCUGGAGAAACUUCAGUGUGUGCUGUCCAACAAUGAAGAAACAAUCAUGAGUCUGGAGUUGCUGCUUCGUGGGAAAAGUUUAGAGCUGGAGCAAGUUUGUCAGGCCUGGCACAAUGUUCAGAACGUUCAGCAUGAGAAAGAAGAGUCACACAUGCGCAGCCUGAGAGAAAGGGACACUUUAAUCAGUCAGCUGCAGACAUCACUGCACACACGCACCAAAGAGGCGAAGGAGAUGACUGCGGUUCUUCUCAGUAAAGUGUCAGUCGGGUCAAAUGAGGUGGCUGAGGAGCUGAAUUCUCGGCUUCAGCUCAAGGAACAUUUGUUCCAGGAGCUGCUGUCGGACCGCAGCAGACAGACUCAAGAGCAUCACUCUCAAGUCCAAGACCUGCUCAACACCAUCAAUGCAAGAGAGCUGUACAUCAGGGAUUCUGCAGGGCGUGUGGGUCAGGUGGUAGCCGAACAGACCGCUCGAUUGCAGGAGCUACGUAGGCAACUUCGAUCGGCUAGCCCACAGUCAACUGAAGCAGACACACAAACUCUUCAGGAUGAGCUCCGACUGACUCUCCGCAGAGAAAGAGAGGCCCAGAACCAGCUUACUGCCCUGCAUGUCACCCUGGCAUCCCACCAAGACCAACUCAAGACCCAGGCCUCAGAUAUAGAGGCUUUGAGCAGGACUUUGAGCAUCAAAGAGGAAAUCAUCAAGGACUUGCAGAUGCAGUUGGUGGAUCCGUCAGAUUUACCACUAGUAGAGCAACUGACCCAAGAGCUACAGAUGCUGAGAGAGAAGGUGGAACAUCAGGACCCUGCCUGCAGUAAUCACAAGCAGGCUAUAUUGGAUCCACUGGUGUCCAUGGAAACAGGACAUGGGGCUAAAUCUCAUGCUGACUUUGGAGGAUUUAUAUCAGAUGAUGGAGAGGAGGAUGAUGAAGACUGCAAUAGUGAGUUUGCAGACUGUGCCGAAGACGAGGAGUGCUCCAAAUUGACAGCUCGGCCUUUGGUCAGUAUACAGCUGCUGGUGGAGCAGAAGGGGGCAGUAGAGAGAGAACUGAUGGAGCUCAAGUCCCAGUUGGAAAAGGCUGGAAGAAAGCCUCAGAAUGAUGGACAGAAGAGCACGUCAGAUGGACAGUCCAACGGACAGCUGGUGGAUGCAGUUGGUGUAGAGCCCAAUGAAAGGGAUCCAGUGUGUGGCAAGAUGGUGCGACUGAAGUCUGACUUUGAGCAGGUCCAGCAGAGAGCUGUCACGAUCGCAGAAACAUCAGUACAGCAGGACAAUAAGCAGAUCCAGGUGGACAUCCAGGAUCUGGGGUACGAGACAUGUGGCCGCAGUGAGAAUGAGGCAGAGAGAGAAGAGACCAGCAGCCCAGAGUUUGAUGAUCUGGAGCUGUGCACAUCUCCCUCUUAUCAUGAUGGGGGCUCUCAGUGGUGGAGUUGUCCCAGUUCACUGAACUCUGGGACGACUGAACAUGAUGUGACAUACCUGCAGCAGCUGGUAGAGGACCUGCGUCAUCAGCUCUCCCAAUCUCAGGCUCUGAUCCAUAGCCUGAAGACCCAAACACGCGAUCACACUUCAGUCAGCUCUCUUCGUGAGGUCAGCUGGGGCCUGGAUAACUCUGAGGCACAGAGUACAGCUGAGGAGGACGAGGGCUGGCAGUCGUCUGAUGGCUUCGGGUCUCUCCCCCGCCAGCCCAAGCAAGACCGAGAGCUGCAGGAGCUCGUCUCCCGUGUGACAUCACUGGAGGAGCAGCUCAGGAAGGGCAAAGGUCAUUCAGAAGAUGGCAAAGCUGUGAAUCGGCCGGGUAAGUUUGACACGCUGAUCUAAGCACAGGCCCGUGAGCUUUCUCACCUGCGUCAGAGGAUGCGGGAGGGCCGUGGCGUGUGCCAUAUUCUGACUCAGACCCUGGGAGACACCACCAAGACCUUUGAAGAGCUGCUGCGCUCUAAUGACAUUGAUUACUACAUGGGACAGAGCUUCAGAGACCAGCUCUCCCAGAGCAUCUCACUCGCUCAGAGAGUCAGCUCCAAAAUCAGCGGCCGGGAUCACUCUGAAGUCCCAGAUGACAAGUCAGGUCACGAGCUGCUCGCAAUACGGCUAAGUAAGGAGCUACAACAGAAAGACAAGCUCAUUGAGGCACUACGCUCCAAACUUGGCCAGCAACAACCACGAUUGGAUACGUCUACUAGCAGUCAUGCCCUCUCUGUGGCUACAGACCAGUCAGACAGGACCUCUUUUGUGUCAGAUGGCCAUGGCUCAACCAAUGAGGAUCUAGAGCUGUGCUCCGAGCUAGACGCUGCCAGCGAAUAUGGCCAAGAGGAGGCAGCGAGAAUUGCUACAGACUCGUGCGAUCAUAGAGGCCCAGCCUCAUUACAUUCAUCCAAUCCUCCAUCUAUCACUUCAUCACACAGCCACCAGUCCUUCAAAACCUCUCCCAGCAUGCACUGCACACCACAUAGGCCAAUGGAAACCCAAGCACAGACAGGCCUCUCUACUGUACCUCUGUCCAGCUCCAUUUCCUUCUCCACUUCUCUCCACUGUCCUGAAAUGUCUUCUCUGCCUGUGUUUGAUCCUCAAACUCAACCCCUGAGAACCUGUCACCAUUAUGGUGGGAGGUUUUCCCUGGCAGAGGUUCACCAAGAGCUUCAAAUGCUCCAGAGACAGCUUGGAAACAGCUACCAUGGUCCUCAGAUCAAACCCCUUCCUGCAAUUCCACUGGGCUCCCUUACUCAGCCUGACCAUAACAGCUUACACCCACUAUCCCAUCAUGCCUAUGAGCAGUCACCUUUAAGACCAGGCAUGUAUGGAGACGUGUCCUCUGGUUCCUCUGGGUAUCAGUAUACAGGUGCAGAAUUGAUAAAAGAACACUUAAGGGAGAUUCGCACACUCCGGCGGCGUCUAGAAGACUCUAUCCAGACCAAUGACCGUCUGAGACAACAGCUGGAGGAGAGAUUGGCCUCCUCUGACCGAAACGGAGCAGGGGGAGCGCCCACUAACAUCUAUAUCCAAGGCCUUGAUUCUGUCAGUCAACUGUCCAAUGAGAUUCGAUCACUGAAAGAGGAAAAUUAUGCCUUGCAGAACCAGCACCAGCAGGCCAGGACAGAAGGCAGUAAAAAGAUGGAGCGGCUGAGAGAGGCGGUUCUGUCUGGGCGUGGCCAGUUAAAUCAGGCGGAGCUAGAAGCUGACAGGUGGGCGGAUCAGUGCAGACGGCUGCAGGCUCAGAAUAGAGAGCAGGUUCCGGCAGUACUGCAGCUCAAACAAGAGAAACAAAACAGCCUGGACAACAGCGCCAGGUUACCGCAUGAAGUGAAUGUUCUCCAGCAGCAGCUGAAUGAGUGUCAGAGUCUAGUGCAUACACUGCAGUGUGAACUACAGGUGUAUCAGAGAGUCUGUGGCACUACUGAGAGCAACACGGGCUCAGGAUUGAGUUUGAACUUUGACCUACGAGAGCGAGAGUCUAACAUACAUUUGUUGAAGCAGCAGUUGAGAGAAAGGCUGGACCAGAGUAUUCCAUGUCCCUCAGCCAGGAAACAGCUCUUUCUCGACCAGUCACCAUCUCCUCCUGUUCGAGAUAAAGGGUUCUUCAGCCCUGCUUCACCAGCUGUGGAACCAGAUGACCUAAAGUCUUCUGUUGGUGGUAAGAUUCUGGAGGUUGAGGCCCCUGACAGCUCCUUCGCCUGCAAGACUGGGCAUCACAUAAUUGCUCACGUGGAUGACUUCAGUGCCCUUCAGCAGCAGCUACUGGAAGGCAAGGCUGUUAUCCACAACAUGGAGCAGGUACUGCAGUCCAGCACAGGAUCACCUAAACUACCAGAGGGUUAUAUGAAGAACCUUAACACUGGCACUAAAACACUGAAGCAGAUUCUGGAGGAGACAAGCUCGCUCUUAAGAAUAUUCUGGAGGGCAUCUCUGCCCUGCACUGAGACCACGGCCCAGCAGCUCAGAAAGGAGCAGUCUUUGAAAAAAGAGGUUUUCACUCUGAGGUGCAAGUUGUCUGAUCAAGAGCAGCUGCUCAGGGACACGAUGGAGAAUCUGAGGACCUCCAGUCGCAUUAAAGACAGCAUGGAGCAAUUUAUCGUCAAUCAAUUGUCAAGAACACGUGAUGUGUUGAAACAAGCUCGCUCAAAUCUAGAGAAGAACGAACUCAAGAUUACCUCUCUAGGCUGCACCCCUCUCCCUUCAUCCUUCUGUUCGCUCUUAUCCACUCCUUCCUGGUCUGAUAGAGGUGAGGUCUCAGGAGCCUCCCUCCAACAUGCCUCCUUUCUUGGUUGGAAUUUCGUGACCCCUCACGCUCAGGAUCAGCACAAAUCAGUGACAGCUUCAUGGCUGGCACAGUGGAGUGACAGACAAGUGUGCUGCAGAACAGACUCCAGAGUGAGUCCUGCUGUCUCUCUCUCUCUCUGAGUGAUUCAUGAGUGAGUCAUGUUAAUUUACCCUAAGAUGCAUUAGAUGUCCUGGAUCAUGUGUAGAUCUAUCAUUCUAGAUCUAUCAGUUAGCUUUAUUUAUUAUAUAAGAACCACCAAAAAGCUCUCAAAGUUCCAUUUGAUAAGAUUAGUAUUCUAGAUGUUUGGACUAUCAAUCAUGUCUCCAACCAAAGUAACAUCUCAUGGGUUUGUGUUUGGUAUUAGGGUUUAUAAUGAACCAGCAAUACAAUUCAUGUGUAAUUAUAAUACUACUGUGCUACCAGCCAGACCUGCUACACUGUAAAUGAAAGUCACCCCAAGGGCGAGCUGAAGACCGAUGGUGCAAUAAUAUUUCAAUAAGCCUGCUGCUGUAGUCUUGACAUUGGAAUAUAAGAGACAUGUUUGUUUUGUGUUAUUGCCAAAGUUUGAGUCUGUUGCUUUUAAUGAACUAACCCUCUGCUGUGUUUUGUUCUAUUAAACCUGUAGUAGAGUUUUU
This is a messenger RNA of Carassius carassius (crucian carp), 7619 nucleotides long. RefSeq names its product myomegalin-like. Lineage: Eukaryota; Metazoa; Chordata; Actinopteri; Cypriniformes; Cyprinidae. The record is from RefSeq and is a predicted model, not a curated record. The transcript is spliced from 36 exons.